Galleria mellonella (greater wax moth) is the source of this 2690-nucleotide messenger RNA. RefSeq names its product calphotin-like. NCBI's taxonomy places the organism in Eukaryota, Metazoa, Arthropoda, Insecta, Lepidoptera, Pyralidae. The transcript is spliced from 6 exons. Bases 19 to 2631 code for a protein of 870 amino acids. The record is from RefSeq and is a predicted model, not a curated record. Gene Ontology annotation, cellular component: extracellular matrix.
AUAACCAAACUAACCAACAUGGUAGCUAGAAUCACAACUUUCUUCUGCUUGGUGGCUGCAGCAGCAGCAGUGGCCGUCCCAGUGGCGCCUGCUGCCAAGGUAGUAUACGCAGAGCCUGAUGAGCCGGCCAAUUAUGAAUACCAGUACUCAGUACAAGAUCAACACAGCGGCGAUGUGAAACAGCAAAAGGAAAGCCGCUCCGGUGAUGCUGUCCACGGAUUCUACUCUUUAGUUCAACCAGAUGGCACUCAACGCAUCGUGGAAUACACCGCUGAUAACGAACAUGGAUUUAACGCUGUUGUACGUUACGAGGGUCAAACUACUGCUGCGCACGCUAAUGUUGCCUAUGCAGCCGCCCCCGUCGCCAAGGUCGCCUAUGCAACUUCUCCUGUUGCCAAGGUUGCCUAUGCUGCUCCCGUAGCUAAAGUGGCCUACGCACCGGCUCCCGUUAGUUACGCUGCUCCCGCUCCCGUCAACUACGCCGCAUCGACUCCAGUCGCUAACGCUGCUCCCGUCACUUAUUCGGCACCGACUCCAGUUGCCAACGCUGUUCCUGUCAGCUAUGCCGCGCCGGCUUCAGUUGCUAACGUUGCACACGUCAGAUAUGCCGCGCCGGCUCCAGUUGCUAACGCUGUACCUGUCACUUAUGCCGCACCGGCUCCAGUUGCUAACGUUGCUCAUGUCAGAUAUAUCGCACCGGCUCCAGUUGCUAACGUUGCUCACGUCAGAUAUGCCGCGUCGGCUCCAGUUGGCAACUCUGUUCCUGUCAGCUACGCUGCGCCGGCUCCAGUUGCUAAUGUAGCUCACGUCAGAUAUGCUGCGCCAGCUCCAGUUGCUAAUUCUGUUCCUGUCAGCUACGCCGCGCCGGCUCCAGUUGCUAACGUUGCUCACGUCAAAUACGCCGCUCCAGCUCCUGUCAGCUAUGCUGCACCAGCCGCAGUCACAUAUGCCGCCCAAGGCCCCGUAACUUACGCCUCUGCUCCAGUUGCCAAUGUAGCCUAUGCACCCGCUCCCGUUGCCAAUGGAGCCUACGCCUCAAAUAUCGGUCACGUCUCUUAUUCCUCCCCCGCCGUUUCUGUAGUAUCCUUCUUCUGCUUCGUAGCCGCGGCAGUGGCGGUCACUAUUCCCACUGUGCCGGUGGCCAAAGUGGCGUACGUAGAACCGGAGGCUCCUGCCAACUACGAGUUCGAGUAUUCAGUACAGGACCAGCACAGCGGGGACGUCAAGCAGCAGAAGGAGGGCCGCGCCGGUGACGCUGUCCAUGGAUCCUACUCCCUCAUCCAGCCUGACGGUGUCCAGCGUAUCGUCGAGUACACAGCCGAUAAAGUGAACGGAUUCAACGCCAUUGUACGUUACGAGGGACAGGCAGCCCCGGCGCCAGCUAAGAUUGCCUACGCCGCCGCCCCGGUCGCUUACGCCGCUCCUGUUGCCAAGGCCGCAUACGCUGCACCAGUUGCUAAGGUCGCGUAUGCUGCUCCCGUUGGAUUCGCUACGGUACCACUCACAUACGCCGCUGCUCCCGUUGCCAAACUGGCGUACAGUACAAACCUCGGUCAGGUAGUAGCCUUCUUCUGCUUCGUAGCCGCGGCAGCGGCGAUUGCUAUCCCCGCGGUGCCAGUGGCCAAGGUGGCGUACGUAGAACCGGAGAUUCCCGCCAACUACGAAUUCGAGUAUUCAGUGCAGGACCAGCACAGCGGGGACGUAAAGCAGCAGAAGGAGGGCCGCGCCGGCGACGCUGUCCACGGAUCCUACUCCCUCAUUCAACCCGACGGCGUCCAGCGUAUCGUCGAGUACACAGCCGAUAAAGUGAACGGAUUCAACGCCAUCGUACGUUACGAGGGACAGCCAGCCCCGGUGCCAGCUAAGAUUGCCUACGCUGCCGCCCCGGUCGCUUACGCCGCUCCUGUUGCCAAGGUCGCAUACGCUGCACCAGUUGAUAAGGUCGCGUAUGCUGCUCCCGUUGCAUACGCCCCAGCACCAGUCACAUAUGCCGCUGCUCCCGUUGCCAAACUGGCGUACAAUCAAACGUGCAUGACUGGUAUAAAAGCUCCGGUUACCGACCUAGGAGUACAUUAUCUGAUAACACUUCUACCAUACAACAUGAACGCCCAAGUAAUAUCCUUCUUCUGCUUCGUAGCCGCGGCUGCGGCAAUCGCCAUCCCCGCGGUGCCAGUGGCCAAAGUUGCGUAUGUAGAGCCGGAGGCUCCCGCCAACUACGAGUUCGAAUAUUCAGUGCAGGACCAGCACAGCGGGGACGUCAAGCAGCAGAAGGAGGGUCGCGCCGGCGACGCUGUCCAUGGAUCCUACUCCCUCAUUCAACCCGACGGCGUCCAGCGUAUCGUCGAGUACACAGCCGAUAAAGUGAACGGAUUCAAUGCCAUCGUACGUUACGAGGGACAGGCAGCCUCUGCGCCAGCUAAGAUUGCCUACGCCGCCGCCCCGGUCGCCUAUGCUGCCCCUGUUGCCAAGGUCGCAUACGCUGCACCAGUUGCUAAGGUCGCGUAUGCUGCUCCCGUUGCAUACGCUCCAGCGCCAGUUGCAUACGCUGCUGCUCCCGUCGCCAAACUGGCGUACAGCACGAACCUCGGCCAAGUCUCCUACUCAUCACCCGUCGUCACCUAUCAACACUAAGCUAGCAAUAUAAGUUAUUUAUAUACUAUUUAUAAAGUAUCUAAACCAAAUAAAACAAA